GAGGGUUUCGAUGACUAACUGGCCACGAAGCCUCGUCUGUUCUGCUCGCAUGCGACUCGAUCGCCGAGACCGCCGGAAGGGAUCGAGAAUCCCCCUCUUGUGAUGGAUCCAGUUCAGCCUACAGGGGAAAACUACGCCAAUCCAAAGACUUGCCUUUUCCAUGUUCUUUUCAAGGCUGCGGCGUUGGCUUUCUACAUACUCUCGGCGAUCUUCAUUGACAGUUUUGUGAUCAUUUUUGUGGUCACUGUCUUUCUUGCGGCUCUUGAUUUCUGGGUCGUCAAGAAUGUCAGCGGGAGGAUUUUGGUUGGGCUGAGGUGGUGGAACGAGAUUGACGAGCAGGGAGAGAGCAUCUGGAAGUUUGAGUGCUUGGAUCAGGAGUCUCUUGCGCGUAUGAAUAAGAAGGAUUCAUGGCUCUUUUGGUGGACGCUUUAUCUCACGGCUGUUGCAUGGAUUUUUCUUGGUAUAUUCUCACUUAUAAGGUUCCAGGCAGAUUAUCUACUGGUUGUGGGAGUUUGUUUAACCCUCAGCAUUGCGAAUAUUGUUGGCUUCACUAAAUGCCGUAAAGAUGCCAAGAAACAGAUCCAACAAUUUGCCACUCAGACCAUCGCUUCGCGCUUCACAUCAUCCUUGCAGUCAGCAUUCAGUGUUGUCUGAAAUAACAUCGGAUAAAGAAUUAUGCCAGAGGAUGUCGUGUUUGUUAAACAAACAAAUUUGUUCUUUUUCUUAAACUCUGUAGGCUAUCAGAAAACAACUUAAUUGUCUGUAUCUUAGUUCCCCACAGUGCUUUCCUUCAAUAUUAAGUAGUAUACAGUGUGUUACAACAGUCUGGUGCUUUGCAAAUAAAGGAAAAUGAGAUUGGAAAUCUAACUCUGCA
Molecule: messenger RNA, 874 nt
Organism: Musa acuminata subsp. malaccensis (wild Malaysian banana)
Lineage: Eukaryota; Viridiplantae; Streptophyta; Magnoliopsida; Zingiberales; Musaceae
Product: Golgi apparatus membrane protein-like protein ECHIDNA
Biological process (GO): vesicle-mediated transport; protein secretion
Cellular component (GO): Golgi membrane
Source: RefSeq, a predicted model, not a curated record